GAAUGCUCUCCAUAUGCAGCUCACUUGUACGAUGCCGAGGAUCCCUCCACUCCCGUGCGGACAAUACCAGGACUUUGCCGAGACUAUUGCCUGCAAGUCUGGCAAAAAUGCCGCUCCAUUUUUCGCUAUCUUUCUGCAGACAGCGAGUUAAUUGCGCUGGAGAACAACGUGGCAAAAUUCUGCCGCUACCUGUCCUUGGAGGACACAGACUACUGCUUCCCACACCUGCUGACGAACCAGAACCUUAACCAAAACCUGGGGCUGGUGACCGCAGAUGCAGAGGGCUGCCUCCAGCUCUGCCUCGUGGAGGUCGCCAACGGGCUGCGCAACCCCGUCGCGAUGGUGCACGCCAACGAUGGCACCCACAGGUUCUUCAUUGCGGAGCAGGUUGGCCUGGUGUGGACCUACCUCCCCGAUCGAUCCAGGCUUGAGAAACCCUUUCUGAACAUCAGCGAAGCUGUACUUACCUCACCUUGGGAAGGAGAUGAGAGAGGUUUUCUAGGUAUUGUCUUCCAUCCAAAAUUCAAAUUUAAUGGUAAAGUGUAUGUCUACUAUUCAGUUGAAGUUGGAUAUGAAGAGAGAAUCCGAAUCAGCGAGUUCAGAAUUUCUCCUGUGGACAUGAACACUUUGGACCAUGGUUCUGAAAGGGUCAUCCUGGAAAUAGAAGAACCUGCUUCCAACCAUAAUGGAGGAGAGCUGCUCUUUGGAGAUGAUGGCUACCUCUAUAUAUUUACUGGAGACGGAGGCAUGGCUGGGGAUCCUUUCGGGACCUUCGGAAACGCCCAGAACAAAUCAACCCUGUUGGGCAAAGUGCUGCGGAUCGAUGUGGACAACAAUGACCACGGGCCUCUGUACCGAAUCCCUCCCGACAACCCUUUUCUUAACGACCCCAAGGCUCGCCCCGAAGUCUAUGCAUACGGAGUGAGAAAUAUGUGGCGCUGCUCUUUUGAUAGGGGCGAACCUCACACCAAGGAGGGCAAAGGGCGGCUCUUCUGCGGAGACGUGGGGCAGAAUAAAUACGAAGAAAUCGACAUCGUCGAGAAAGGGAAAAAUUACGGCUGGAGGGCAAGGGAAGGGUUCAGCUGUUAUGAUAAAAAACUUUGUGCCAAUUCUUCAAUGGAUGAUGUGCUUCCAAUUUACGCGUAUCCACACAAAAUGGGCAAGUCUGUUACGGGAGGCUACGUCUAUCGGGGUUGCGAGUAUCCAAACUUGAAUGGCCUGUACAUAUUUGGUGAUUUUAUGAGUGGACGCCUGAUGUCUUUAAAGGAGGAUCAUGCUACGGGAGAGUGGCAGUACAGCGAAAUCUGCAUGGGGACGGGACAAACGUGCAUGUUCCCUGGGCUUAUCAAUAACUAUUACCAAUACAUCAUCUCCUUUGCUGAAGAUGAAGCAGGAGAACUUUACUUCAUGUCUACUGGCGUACCAAGUGCCACAGCUCCCCAUGGAGUGGUGUACAAAGUGGUGGACACCUCCAGGAGAGCACCACCAGGAAAAUGCCGAGUUGAGCCAACGCCAGUGAAAGUAAAAAGCAAGCGCAUCCAGUUUGUGCCAAAGGAGAAGUUUAUUAUGAAAACACCGACGCCACGUCCCCGACUGAAGCCCACGACUGAGGCCCCAUGGGGAGGCAGUUGGGACCACGAAACCCACCGCACACCAGCCGUGGACUGGGUGGACCAAGCCCCACCACCGCCGGGGAACAGGAGCAGGACGCCCGCUACCCUGGCGCCCAGCGGCAGCAGGACCCCCAGGCCCAGGAAGGGAGGAGAGAGGAGGGGGCAGCGAAGGAAGAAGAAACCCCCCGGCACAUCUCCACCACUGCGGAAUGGGGCCGUGCGGCUGAUGGAGCAGCGGCGCCGGGGCCGGAGCCGGGGCCGAGUGGAGAUUUACAUCAACGGUGAGUGGGGCACUGUGUGCGAUGAUGGCUGGAGCUCGGCCGCUGCUGCUGUGGUGUGCCGCCAGCUGGGCUUCCCCUAUGUGGUGCGGGCCAGCAAGAAGGCAGAAUUUGGGGAAGGGACCACCCUACGCAUUCUCCUGGACGAUGUCCAGUGCUCCGGGCAGGAGAAGACGUUGCUGGAGUGCCCCCACGCUGACGUGGGCACACACAACUGCUCCCACGAGGAGGACGCCGGCGUCGUGUGCAGCUGGGAGGAGGUGGCAGACCGGUGA
Apaloderma vittatum (bar-tailed trogon) is the source of this 2166-nucleotide messenger RNA. RefSeq names its product HHIP-like 1 (gene HHIPL1). Gene Ontology annotation, cellular component: membrane. The record is from RefSeq and is a predicted model, not a curated record. The annotation marks the transcript as partial. The transcript has 8 exons. Lineage: Eukaryota; Metazoa; Chordata; Aves; Trogoniformes; Trogonidae.